Haplochromis burtoni (Burton's mouthbrooder) is the source of this 2137-nucleotide messenger RNA. RefSeq names its product rac GTPase-activating protein 1. The coding region runs from base 210 to 2126 and encodes 638 amino acids. The record is from RefSeq and is a predicted model, not a curated record. The transcript has 17 exons. Lineage: Eukaryota; Metazoa; Chordata; Actinopteri; Cichliformes; Cichlidae. Gene Ontology annotation, biological process: signal transduction.
AAACUUCCGGUUUCAAUAGACGAGGAAGAAAAGCGGCGCUGAUUUUGAACUUUGGAGAAGAAUGUGUAAACUUAAUCGGGCAGGUGUGGCUUUUAUUGUUACUGUGGGGAUAAGCGUCGCUCUUAGCAUCGGAUUGUGUUACAUUACAUUGCCCGUCACACUGUUACAACAUCUUUAUUGCAUAGCUAACACAUCUACAGAAAGACACCAUGGAGCUGUCAGCAUUGAACCUGUACAACCAGUUUGAGAGUCUCAGAGCCCAGGUCGACGGCCUGAAUGAGAGCAUUGAACCACAGUUCCUCCAGAUGGCAGUGAACUUUGAGGAUUGCCGCAAGAAAUGGCUGCAGGCAGGCGAGGAGUUAGUUUCCAGUAAGGAGAUGCUGGCUAAAGCGGAGACGGAAAGGGGAGCCUUGGAGGUCAAACUAAAACACGCUCGAAACCAGGUGGACGUGGAGAUCCGCCGGCGGCAGAAAGCUGAGGCCGUAUAUGAGAAGCUAGAGCGGCAGCUACAGCUGAUCCGAGAGCUGCUGGUUUCAGAGAACAACGGUGGCAGCGUCCUCCUCAGUGAGGAACAACGUUCAGCCCUGGCCUUCCUCAGUGCCCACUCCCAGGCAGCACAAGCUGCAAAUAGCAACCUCAACUCCAGCCGAAGACUGACUACUAUUGAUGAAUCAGCUUCUUUGGUGUCAGACAUCAGCUACGACCAUACGGAUGACUCUUUGGACUGGGAUUCAUCUGUGAUGAAGAAUGUUAGAUUGCGCAGACGACAGAAACGACGUUCCUCCAGAAAACCUUCAGAAGGUCACUUGCAGGCAGUGAAGAAGCCUCGCUCUACUGGAUGCCCAUCAGAUAGGAUGAAUGAAUCCAUUGUGGCCAAAACAACCAUCACUGUACCUGUAAAUGGUGGCGCUGUUGAGGCUGUCUCCACCAUUGAGACCGUGCCCUACUGGACGCGCAGCAGAAAGAAGAGCGUUGCUCCAUCUUGGAUUGAUACACCGACUACUGACAACUCUGAAACUGUCAGCAAGGCUCCCAGAACACCUGUCUCAGAAUUUCCAGCCCAACUCCAGACUCCCAAAACUAAUGAAGGAGGAAAGAAACAUCACUUCAUCUCCAAAACAGUGAUCCGGUCAGAGUUUUGUGUGUCAUGUGGAAGAAGAACAAAGUUUGGCAAGCUGUAUCUUCGCUGCCAGGAUUGCAGGGCUGUGGCCCAUCCUGAGUGUCGUGACCUGUGUCCCAUGCCCUGUAAUCCUACUGCUCUUAAUACUCCUGUCAAGAACACAGAGUCUACUCUGGCUGACUUUGCUCCACUCACUGCUCCAAUGAUCCCUGCUUUGGUUAUCUACUGCAUUAAGGAGAUUGAAAAAAGAGGCCUACAUGAGGUUGGCCUGUACAGAGUCUCUGGCCAUGAGCGUGUGGUGAAAGAGCUGAAGGAAAAGCUCAUUAGAGGAAAGACUCUACCUCCUCUUAACAAAGUCGAAGACAUCAAUGUCAUUGCAGGCGUCCUCAAAGACUUCCUCAGAAACCUUCCAGAGCCACUGCUCACCUUCCACCUCAACAAAGCCUUCAUGGAAGCAGCGGAAAUCCAGGAUGAUGACAACAGUCUUGCUAUGUUGUAUCAGACGAUGAGUGAGCUGCCUCAACCAAACCGAGACACACUGGCAUGUGUGAUGAUCCAUCUGCAGAAGGUGUCUCGAAGUGUGGACACCAAGAUGGAUGUAAUUAACCUGGCCAGGGUGUUUGGCCCCACCCUUGUAGGUCAUGCUGUUCCUAACCCAGACCCUAUGACCAUCCUGCACGACACCAACAGGCAACCAAGGGUUAUAGAGCGCUUGCUCAGUAUUCCAGACAGCUAUUGGAGCCAGUUUGCUUAUCCAGAUAAUGCAAGCAUUGACAAUGCUCACAACACUGACACUCCAAACCACAAAGGUUUAUCUGUAGUGAGCAUACUGGGGCCAGUAACUACUCCAGAGCACCAGAUGAUGGCCAAAACACCUUCCUCCAGUUCACUGUCUCAGCGCAUGAAGCACACCCUCUCCAGUACCACCUUAUUUGGGAGCAAGAGCAAAGCGACAUCUGCCUUUAAUCGCCAGGGAAGCUUCUUUGCUUCCCCCCAGCUGAAGUAAUGGUAACGAAA